Messenger RNA from Colletotrichum spaethianum, 1122 nucleotides. RefSeq names its product 2-oxoglutarate-Fe(II) type oxidoreductase hxnY. The transcript is spliced from 4 exons. The record is from RefSeq and is a predicted model, not a curated record. The coding region runs from base 1 to 1122 and encodes 373 amino acids. Lineage: Eukaryota; Fungi; Ascomycota; Sordariomycetes; Glomerellales; Glomerellaceae.
AUGACUACCGUGACAGCAACUGAGAGUGUGCCAGUUGACAAGAGGCAAAUCUUCUUGAACAGUUACGACGGCCCGACCUACAGACUGGUAUCCACAAACCCACCACGCGAUUGCACGCCGGAUGAGAUCCCCAUCAUCGACCUGGAAGGGAUGAACGGGGACCUCGAUGCCCGUAAAUCUGUCGCCAGCGAUAUCUUGCAGGCGGCGAAGACGAGCGGGUUCUUCUACAUCAAGAAUCAUGGCAUCCCUGAGCAUGUGACGGAAGCCGCUCAUCAGAAGGGUAUAGAAUUCUUCAAACUGCCAGAGGAGCAAAAGCGAAAGCUGGAAUCAUCCACCUCGGCCUACGGGUACUGUGGCUUCCGGGAACGACAGGCCAAUCCGGCCGAGACCAAGGACAGGAAAGAAGCCUUCAUGUGCCACUAUGAGCCCGAGUUCGACCCUCUCCACGAGGGCGUCCUCGACCAAGUGCCGGCGCACGUCAGGCAACAUCUUCCCAAGGAAGACUUCAGUUGGGUCGACGAAGGGAGCUCCGCCGUCCUCCCAGGGUUCAAGUCCUCAGUUCUGGCCCACUGGCGUGCCUGUCUGGCCCUUUCGCGCCGUUUGAUCCGUGUCAUCGCCUUGGCGCUCGAUCUCCCCGAGGACCACUUUGAUCCCCUGACAACGUACCCCGGCGGCGAUUUUGCGAUAAACUUUUAUCCAGGCCAUGGCGAACAGCCCGUCCAAGAUCCGGAUGAGGUCGGGGUCGGCGCACAUACUGAUUUGCAGAUCUUGACGCUUUUGUGGCAGGACGGGCACAGGGGCCUGCAAGUGCUCAACAGAGCGGGGGAAUGGAUGUGGGCGCCGCCAAUCCGCGGCACGUUUGUCGUCAAUAUUGGGGACUUCUUCAUGCGGAUGACCAACGACAGGCUCAGCUCGACGGUCCACCGUGUCAUCCAGCAUGGCAGGGAAGAUAGGAUCUCGAUGCCCUUCUUCUUUGGAUUCAAUUUUGACCAAAAACUGGGCGUUCUGCCGACCUGCAUCGACGAGAAUAAUCCGGCCAAGUACGAGCCUGUAACGUGCGGUGAGCUUAUUGCGAAGCGCUUGGCCCUGGCGGAAACCAACGUUCAGCGAAACGGCGUGUAG